Molecule: messenger RNA, 1749 nt
Organism: Sorghum bicolor (sorghum)
Lineage: Eukaryota; Viridiplantae; Streptophyta; Magnoliopsida; Poales; Poaceae
Exons: 5
Coding region: 1-1749 (582 amino acids)
Source: RefSeq, a predicted model, not a curated record
AUGGGAACGGCAUGGCAAGGCCGGGGUGCUCCCGCCGCCGCCCUCGCUGGCCGAUUUGGUUCGGUCACAGGCGCUGCUGCAGCUCGUAGUGAUGAUGGAUCUCAGGCCGCCGGUGGUGAUGUUGGAUCUCAGGCUGCCGGUGAACCCGCCGUUGUGGCAGCAGCAACAUCUCCAACUCUUCCUAGUCUUCAAGCUUCCAAUUUUCCUGCGUGGUGGACAAGUUCCUCUCCCAUGGGCUCAAGUGAAGGGAUAUACCCACCACGAGGGUUUACUGAUAUUCUGAACUCAAAUAUUACUGAAGAAAAUUUUCACUUAGUUGGCAAUACAAGAGGCAGUAAUACAAUUUCUCCAAAUGCUCCAAGUUUGAAAAGGACCCGACCAAAUGCUCCAAUUGUUGUUGAAGCAGAUGAAACAAAUGAAGAUGAGAGAACUGAGAGGCGAUUGAACUAUAGGAAAGAUGAGGACAUUAGAUUGGCUUCUGCUUGGCUACGGAAGUCAAAGGACCCAGUAGAUGGAACUGACAGGAGUGGAGAUCAAUUUUGGGCUGAUGUCACUGAAGAAUACAACAAAGGCACUGAGGUUAACCGCAGGAGAAGGUCGUUGUUCCUCCGCAUUGUCGGUGCCCUUGGUGAGUGGUCUCCAUUUUUCACUUUAAGAUAUGAUGCUCUUAAUCGCCCUGGGCUAUCACCAAUUCAAAAGUGUACUGCUGCGAUAAGGCAGUUAGCAAAUGGUAGUCCUGCAGAUCAGCUUGAUGAGUACAUUAAGAUUGGUGAAAGUACUGCUAUAGAGUGCUUGAAAUUAUUUGUGGAGGGAGUGAUUGCUAAGUUUGGGGAGGAAUAUUUGAGACGACCAACAGUACAAGAUGUUGAGCGCUUAAUGGCGAUCGGUGAGCGUCGUGGAUUCCCUGGGAUGCUAGGGAGUAUUGACUGUAUGCAUUGGCACUGGGAAAAAUGUCCUUAUGGGUGGAAGGGGAUGUAUACCCGCGGUGAUCACGGUGUUCCUACAAUCAUUCUAGAGGCAGUAGCUGGUCAUGAUCGUUGGAUAUGGCACGCCUUCUUUGGUGUUGCUGGAUCCAACAAUGACAUCAACGUGCUUAGCCAGUCAGAUUUAUUUGUGGAGUAUUUGAGAGGAGAAAAUCCUAAGGUGCAGUACUAUAUCAAUGGAAGAGAAUACAAUAUGGGCUAUUACCUAGGUGAUGGCAUAUAUCCAGAGUGGCCUGCCUUCGUGAAGUCUAUAAAGAGACCACAAAUAGAUGAGCAUAAACUUUUUUCACAGAAGCAAGAAGAGGCAAGGAAGGAUGUUGAAUGCUCUUUUGGCAUUUUGCAGUCUCGCUGGUGCAUUUUGCGUCGACCAGCGCGUCUCUUUGAGCAAGGUGAUCUUCAGAAUGUCAUGCUUGCUUGUAUAAUUCUCCACAACAUGAUAAUUGAAGAUGAAAAGGACAUAGAGCAGGUUCCAUUUGAUUUGAAUGAGGAAGGCAGCACAUACACUGUUGAAGAAGCUACAAUCACUCAUGGAGAAAACCCAGAGCUGGAGGAAGUGCUUGACAGGCAUAAUGCUGUCGACUUGAUGCCUUUUGGGGAACUUUUGCAAGCUGAUGGCUUUUGGAAGACUUCUGAACCUACCUCAGACGAUGGUUGCGAGUACCUGUGUGAACUGGCUUCAGGAGUGAACCUGAUGGCUUCAGGAGACAAGACUUCUUUUGUUAUCAACUAUAUGUCUUCUGGAGUGCACCUGGUGUCUCCUUUUUAG